Molecule: messenger RNA, 1360 nt
Organism: Zophobas morio
Lineage: Eukaryota; Metazoa; Arthropoda; Insecta; Coleoptera; Tenebrionidae
Gene: net
Product: serine/arginine repetitive matrix protein 1
Exons: 4
Coding region: 1-1272 (423 amino acids)
Biological process (GO): axon development; positive regulation of transcription by RNA polymerase II; sensory organ development
Cellular component (GO): nucleus
Molecular function (GO): protein dimerization activity; DNA-binding transcription factor activity, RNA polymerase II-specific; E-box binding
Source: RefSeq, a predicted model, not a curated record
AUGGAAAAAGGUGGAAAAAUGGAAGCUGCAAUUACGGAAGCAUUGUUUUCGCCGUUGUCAAAACAAAGCCCCCACGACCCCGCCGCCGCGCCGCCCCUGAUUACCACCGCGCCUCUUAUCUCCUCCCGUCAACUGGCACUAUCAACUCCGGCGAAAAAAAUUGGUCUAAAGAGUUUAGACAGAAGCUGCAAUUACGCAAGCAUUGUUUUCGCCGUUGUCAAAACAAAGCCCCCACGAUCCCCCCGCCCCGCCGCCCCUGUUUACCACAGCGCCUCUUAUCUCCUCCCGUCAACUGGCACUAUCAACUCCGGCGAAAAAAAUCCAAAAGCAAAAAUCGCCACCCCCACCCCGCCACCCCGUCGCCCAUCGCUCCCCGUGACCUCCGCCCGAAGCACGCAUUCCAAACCCAGCAAGACUGUUACUUCUCACACUAACAGCGGCGAGACAGCUGGCGCCAACACAGGGCGCCCACACCCCUCCUAUUCACAUUUACUACACACCAUUUCAUGUCAACUCGAUCUCCGACUUAGUACAGCUCGGACCCGCAAGCCGACCAGACCUCGUACCAUGAUGACGAACGGACCUCGCGCCGCCUUCCCCGUGGACUACGCCGAGGUGCACUCCCCGACCGACUCCAGCGAGGACAGCGUCGAGGUGAAGGUCUCCCCCAUCGCGCUGCGGAACAAGCGGAAAUGCGCCGAGCCGCGCAAGGUCCAGGACUUCCUCGGGCCGCUGAAGAAGCGCGUCUGCCUGCAGGUGCGCGCCGAGAGCGAGGGCCGCCCCUUCCGGCCGUGGAGCCCGCCGCCGCCGGGCUUCUUCCGCCCGCCGUCGCCGCCCAAGGAGCCGGUGGCGCUGGUCAAGCGCGAGGAGGCGCCGCGCGUGCCGGCGCACCCCGCGCCAGCGCUCACCCCCGCCGAGGCCGAGCGCGAGAUCCUGCGGACGGUGGAGGCCUUCCCCGGCCUGGGGCGGCGCGAGCAGCGCAACUACAAGAACAUGACGCGGGAGCGGCGGAUCGAGGCCAACGCGCGGGAGCGCACCAGGGUGCACACCAUCAGCGCGGCCUUCGACACGCUGAGGAAGUCGAUCCCGUCGUACUCGCACAACCAGAAGCUGUCCAAGUUGUCGGUGCUGCGGAUCGCGUGUUCGUACAUCAUGACGUUGUCGAGUGUGGUGAACGGUGACGAGGAGGCGACGACGGAGUGCGUGGACCUAGUGACCAAAACCAUCCAGCGCGAGGGGAAGUUGCGCAAAAAGAAAGACGACAACGACUAGUUGACCUGGUGCUGUUCCUGUAUAGACUUUGUACUUACUGUAAAUAUUUUUUUCAUCUAUUUAUUUCAACAUGACGACUUAACUUUGA